Messenger RNA from Aureobasidium musti, 768 nucleotides. NCBI's taxonomy places the organism in Eukaryota, Fungi, Ascomycota, Dothideomycetes, Dothideales, Saccotheciaceae. The record is from the annotation of a GenBank genome assembly.
AUGGCCACCAACGAACAAGAAGCGGCCGAGGCUGCAUUCGUAGAAAGGAUGAGGAACUUCGUUGCGCCAAACCCUUCUCCUCGCAACCCACGCAUCAGCAGAGAAUCUAGCUUUGCGGACAUGAUCGAGGAAGGCUACCAAGCCGAUGGCCACAAGACAUGGGGCUACGUGAUCUAUCGCACGACGUACGAAAGCGACGCAGAUUGGGUGGACUUCAUGCAGCGCCUACGAUGGUGGACCAUAGACACUAUGGAGAUUUUCAAUGGUCAGGAUGUCCUAGACCGCAUGACAUGGACCAUCUUCGACGACCGCGAGCGCUUUGACCGCGCAGACACGGCAGCCAUUCGUCGCCACUUUCGCGCAUGGGCCGAGACAGCUGUUCAAACCGAGCAACAGUCUAACGAUGCCCCUCUGGUUAGUGAGGGCCGCUCGCCACGCUACAGAUACUGCAUACAAGUCGAUGCAGACGCGCUCCACUCCUGCGUGCACGGCGGUCCGCCGCCGCCUGAUUGUGAGCUUGAGCAGGUGGGCUGGCUGAAGGUUAUUGACAAAAACUGGCUCCCGCGCCAUGAGGAUCCGAGAUUUGCUGGGAGGCGGCCGGCUCCUCACGCGUACGACUUUGAGCCCAUCGAUGGCGUGACAGAAGAGCACGUCGGUUGGCUCAAAUGUCCGCUGUCGGCCGCCAUGACCGAGUACUACUAUAUGUUUCUCGACCUUAAUGGAUGGACGCUUGUGUAUCAACGACCGCCUAAAGUGAUCGGGUAUUGA